Coregonus clupeaformis (lake whitefish) is the source of this 4441-nucleotide messenger RNA. RefSeq names its product serine/threonine-protein phosphatase 4 regulatory subunit 3. Gene Ontology annotation, cellular component: nucleoplasm; protein phosphatase 4 complex. The coding region runs from base 875 to 3322 and encodes 815 amino acids. The record is from RefSeq and is a predicted model, not a curated record. NCBI's taxonomy places the organism in Eukaryota, Metazoa, Chordata, Actinopteri, Salmoniformes, Salmonidae. The transcript is spliced from 15 exons. Gene Ontology annotation, molecular function: protein phosphatase activator activity. Gene Ontology annotation, biological process: DNA damage response; protein dephosphorylation.
CCCGUACUGACUUUCUGAAGGGACCCCAAGAUGGCUGAAUGCACACAGGGGGGGUAGUUAGCAAUGAUCUAAGCAAUAUGAUGGAAAUUAAUGGUAAAUAACGUUAGUAUGUGAAACAUAACAUUGAGGGAGUUAUACGAUUACAGCUGGUUGAUCUGCCUAAUUUUGGAAUACAAGAAUACCUCGUAAGGACAGAGACUGGUCUCUCGGAGGCCCAGAGCCAGAACAUGGCGGAACACUUGGGAAAGAAGUAGCUAGCAGCUAACGUUAGCUAGCGUAUUAUCAAGAGACACAUAGCUAGCUGAUCAGAAACGUCGGGGGCUAUAUUGAACGACACUGGUGGUAAACGGGCAAUAAUGUAACCGAUGCAUGGUAUUUGUCGCUAUUUAACAAUUUACUGUUUUCAUAAGAUGUUUAAUGUAGCUAGGCAGUUAGCCGACUGGCUAGCUAACUUGCUAGGUAGCUAGCUAGUCCGUUACAAUAGCUAGCAUACAGCAAUCAUCUCACUGUAGCUGAAGUCAGAGGAUAUAGCCAGGUGAACUUACCUGAAUGUUUCCAAUUGAAAUAUUGUCGUCAUACGUAUUAGUUAGUCUGAUUGUACUGUUUAUAUAGUUUCUGAGGGAGAAUGCGUACCUAACUAGCACUAGGAAAACUAGCAAGUCUGUUAAACAGCGCGAAUUGACGCGUCGUGCAUUUCUAGUCUGCGCAAGACAUGUUUUGUGGAAGCCAGUUAGUUAUCUGUAGGAAGUUACAAUUAGCGAACAGCCAAACCUAAGUAAUCUAGCUACUGUUUGAAAGUGGAUCUAGUUAUCCUCAUACAAGGCAGUCGGUAGAGUUGCGGCGCGGGGGAAAGCGGUCACGACCACCUGCCAAGAUGACGGAUACCCGCCGCCGAGUCAAAGUUUAUACUCUUAACGAGGACAGACAAUGGGACGACCGCGGCACGGGACACGUCUCCUCUGGUUAUGUGGAGAGGCUGAAAGGCAUGUCUCUGCUGGUGCGAGCGGAGAGCGAUGGUGAGUCAGGUUCCCUACUGCUCGAGUCAAAAAUCAACCCAAACACAGCCUACCAGAAACAACAGGACACGUUGAUAGUGUGGUCGGAGGCUGAGAACUAUGACCUGGCCCUCAGCUUCCAGGAAAAGGCCGGCUGCGAUGAGAUCUGGGAGAAAAUCUGUCAGGUCCAGGGCAAGGACCCGUCAGUGGACAUCACACAAGAGCUGGUGGACGAGUCGGAGGAGGAGCGCUUUGACGACAUGUCCUCCCCAGGCCUCGAGCUCCCUCCCUGCGAGCUGGGCCACCUUGAGGAGCUUGCCGAACUCGUUGCCUCCUCCCUCCCCUCCCCCUUACGCCGCGAGAAACUCGCCCUGGCCGUGGAGAACGAGGGCUACAUCCGCAAGCUCCUGGAGCUCUUCCGCCAGUGCGAGGACCUGGAGAACGCCGACGGCCUCCACCACCUCUACGAGAUCGUCAAGGGCAUCUUCCUGCUGAACCGCACGGCCCUCUUCGAGGUCAUGUUCUCUGAGGAGUGCAUCAUGGAUGUGAUUGGCUGCCUGGAGCACGACCCUGCGCUGGGAGGGUUGCCGCGGCGCCACCGUGACUUCCUCACCAAGACGGCGCGCUUUAAGGAGGUCAUCCCCAUCGGUGACCCCGAGCUGCGGGCCAAGAUCCACCAGACGUACCGCGUGCAGUACAUCCAGGACAUGGUGCUGCCCACACCGUCGGUGUUCGAGGAGAACAUGCUCUCCACACUGCACUCGUUCAUCUUCUUCAACAAGGUGGAGAUUGUGGGUAUGCUGCAGGACGAUGAGAAGUUCCUGACUGACCUCUUUGCACAGCUCACAGAUGAGGCUACAGACGAUGACAAGAGACACGAACUGGUAAACUUCCUUAAGGAGUUCUGCGCCUUCUCACAAACAUUACAACCUCAAAACAGAGACACCUUCUUCAAGACUCUGUCGAACAUGGGCAUUCUCCCUGCACUAGAGGUUAUACUGGGGAUGGAUGAUGUGCAGGUGCGUGGCGCAGCCACCGAUAUCUUCUCCUAUCUGGUGGAGUACAACCCCUCUAUGGUACGAGAGUUUAUCAUGCAGGAGUCCCAGCAGAACGACGACGACAUCCUGCUGAUCAACCUGAUCAUCGAGCACAUGAUCUGUGACUCAGACCCAGAGCUGGGCGGCGCCGUGCAGCUGAUGGGUCUGCUACGCACCCUGGUGGAUCCCGAAAACAUGAUGGCCACCGCCAAUAAAACAGAGAAGACAGAGUUCCUGAGCUUCUUCUACAAGCACUGCAUGCACGUCCUCUCUGCUCCACUACUGGCCAACACCACGGAUGACAAACCCAGCAAAGAUGACUUCCAGACAUCUCAGCUGCUGGCGCUGAUCCUGGAGCUGCUGACGUUCUGUGUGGAGCACCACACCUACCACAUCAAGAACUACAUCAUCAACAAGGACAUCCUCCGUAGGGUCCUGGUGCUAACCGCCUCACAGCACGCCUUCCUGGCCCUCUGCGCGUUGCGCUUCAUGCGGAGGAUCAUCGGGCUGAAGGACGAGUUCUACAACCGCUACAUCAUGAAGAACUUCCUGUUUGAGCCAGUGGUCAAGGCCUUCCUCAACAACGGCGCCCGCUACAACCUCAUGAAUUCGGCCAUCAUUGAGAUGUUCGAAUAUGUCCGCGUGGAGGAUGUGAAGUCCCUGACGGCUCACAUAGUGGAGAACUACUGGAAGGCCCUGGAGGACGUGGACUACGUGCAAACCUUUAAAGGACUGAAGCUGCGCUAUGAACAGCAGAGGGAGAGGCAGGACAACCCCAAACUGGACAGCAUGCGGUCGAUCCUGAGGAACCACCGGUUCCGGCGAGAUGCGCGGACGCUGGACGAUGACGAGGAGAUGUGGUUCAACGCGGACGAGGACGAGCUGGAGGAGUGCGAGGCGGUUGUGCCCCCCUCGGACAACAAGACCACCAAGGCGAGCGACGGCGAGAAUGAAGACCUCAUGGACCCCAUCAGCAAGUUCAUGGAAAGGAAGAAACUGAAAGACUCGGAUGACAAGGAAGUCCUGGGCAAGUCCAGUAGUCUGUCAGGCCGCCAGAGCCCCAGCUUCAAGCUCUCCUUCUCCAGCUCCACCACCAAGACCAGCCUGUCCAGCCCGCCCGGCUCGCCGGGGUCAGGGGCCAAGGGCUCGCCCCCGACAGCAGCCACAGUCACCACAAAGGUGGGACUGGUGGACUACCCUGAUGACGACGAAGAAGAUGAAGAGGAUGUGGGCGGCGAGAGUAAAGAGGAGACUCCGCCCCUGUCCAAGAAGUCCAAGCUGAGCUCCUAAUAAAAAAUUAAACGUUAAUGACUACUUUCCACCGAUCCCACGAUGGACUCAACACAGGAACGAACAAAAACUGCUCAACCUGUUAAAACAAAUGAAUGAACCCCACCCCCCCCCUUGGUUUUCAAUGGGGGCUUCUGUUGAGGAGCGGACUAUGAAUGGAUACGCGUCUCUAACUAAUCCCAAUAUACAAGUGCCAAUCGGGAGGCCGCAGAGCUAGGAACGAACGAAUGGACAAGAGAGAAAGGCGGAGAGAAAAGACUAUUACCGAUAAUGGCGUCAAAUAAAAGGGGCGGAGUGACGAUUUAUAAUCAAACAAAGCUAAAAUACCGCGGGAAAUGACCACACAAAUACACACAUUCAUCCACACACACACACGCACACACACACACACACACACACACACAUACACAGACUUCAACCCCAAAGAGCUUGCGGGCUCGGACCAUGACACACUGCCUCACCCCCAACCCCCCCCACUCAGGGAAGGACAUCACAGCGACCCCCAAAAUGGGGCCGACCAAUCCAGAUGCAGAACCACUCACCCCCUACGCUGACUUCUCCUCCCACUUCUGUUGAUUUCUCUCUCCACCCCCCUUUUCUCUCCAUUUUUUGUUUCUUUUAAUAUCUUUAAUCCUUUUUAGAUGUUAGUUUCUAGGACCAGACGUGAGACUGCAGACCGACGGGGCGAAGUCGUUUUGUUUUUCGUUAUGAUGAUGUCAUCAGUGCUGUCGUCGUUGCUCAGUGGAAGUUAUUCCUCUCAUUAGAAAAAAGCCAGCCGUUUUUUUCCUUUUUAAUCACUCCCUCUCGCUCUCUCUCUUCAGUUUUUUGUAAACGACAACAAAAGAGACCUGCCUUUACAUGUUCAGGAACUUUUCAGUCGCACUUGAACAGGUUUUUAAAAACCCCAGUAGGUUGAGCUAGUUUUACCCUUUUUUGCCCUUUGAAACUGCAGAUUUUUUGGAAAAAUAAUUUGUAAUCCUUUCUUGAUUAAAGAUUGAGUGGAAUUGUAGAUGUGAUCAAUUUAUUUCAUAUCUUCUAAUUUUUUUGGUUUUCUUUUACGUGAGUGUACACUUAGUUGUUCAGAAAUAUUUGGGACCAUUAAAAAUGAUCUUUGCUGUA